GUCUCUUGCGUGCUCUCACGACCUUACCGCACCACGUCACACGUUUCACCGACGGCGAUAUUCAACGCUGUUUUCCAUUGUAACGCACACGUCACAUCGCGACGUAAGAGCUCGUAAUCUCAUAAUUCGGCGAACGAUCCCGGGUUCUUUCAUUGGGAUAAUCUAACUCUCAAACAGGCAAAAUGAGCUACGGUUACCAAGGGCCGCCUGUUGAGUUUCCUGGACGAGCACGACCGCCAACGUCAUUUGGGGCUCCACCUGGCACACCCUCUGCCCCUGGUGUCCCUGGACCUUACCCUCCAGUAGGCUUCUCAAAUGCACCACCAACAUCUUUUGGCAUGCCUCAACCAUACUCUCCUUACCCCAUGCAGCCCAUGCAUUUUGUUCCUGGCAAUGCACCCACACAAACUAAUAUUUAUCCUCCACAGCAAAUGCCGUAUCCUCAACCUCCACCCACAUGUUAUCCCUCUGACAUGUCCUUUAAUCAAUCUGCACCCUCCCCUUAUCCCCAACAACAAAAUUAUAAUCCAUAUUCUAAUCUUCAAUCCACAUCAGAUGCUAAAGAUUAUCGGUAUCCUAAUCUUCAAACCGCACCAGAUGCUAAAGAAUAUUUUAGCAAUUCAGCUUCUUCCCCCUAUCCCUCUGUAAAUACAAACACAACUAGUUCAAUGCCAUACCAAAGCAGCUAUCUCGGGGGGCAGGGGGUAAGCUCGAAAUAUUCUUAUGCUGCUAAUCCAUCUGCUGCUGCUAUGCGUGAUACUACCCCAGCCCCCCGGAGAAAUCAAGUUUUGCUUAAGACUUCUCCCACUGUUGUGCCUUAUGACGGCUUUGAUGCUAGAGCGGAUGCGGAAACUUUAAGGAAAGCUAUGAAAGGAUUUGGCACUGAUGAGAAAGCUAUUAUCAAUGUUAUUGCGCAUCGCAGUAAUUUACAACGCCAAGAGAUUGCAUCUCAAUUUAAAACUCUUUAUGGAAAGGAUCUGAUAAAGGACUUAAAGUCGGAGCUAUCAGGGAAUUUAGAGAAACUUAUCCUUGCCUUGAUGACGCCACUUCCUCAAUUUUACGCUAAAGAACUUCAUGAUGCAAUGUCUGGACUUGGUACUGACGAAGCGGUACUCAUUGAAGUACUGUGUACAAUGUCCAAUCACGAAAUUUCAAUCAUUAAACAAGCAUAUGAAGCAAUGUAUGGAAGAACAUUAGAAGAUGAUUUAAUCUCUGAUACAUCUGGCAAUUUCAAACGCUUGAUGGUAUCGUUAUGUUGUGCAAAUAGAGAUGAAUCGUUUAACGUGGACAAAACUGCUGCAAGGGAGGAUGCUAAACAACUUUUGCAAGCUGGAGAGCUUCGAUUUGGUACGGAUGAAUCUACUUUUAACGCGAUUCUCGUCCAAAGAAACAUGGCACAGCUGCGACAAAUAUUCGAAGAGUAUAACAACAUAACGGGUCACGAUAUUGAGAAUGCGAUUGAAAACGAGUUUUCGGGCGAUAUUAAGAAAGGUCUCCUUGCAAUCGUGAAGUGUGUCAAGAAUAGAGCCGGUUUCUUCGCCGAACAGUUGUAUAAAAGCAUGAAAGGUCUCGGUACGGAUGACAGCCGCCUUAUUCGACUGGUUGUGACACGUUGCGAAGUGGAUAUGGGUGAAAUAAAGAACGAUUUUGCCCAACGAUAUAAAGAAUCGUUGGAAGAUUUCAUAUCCGGUGACUGUUCGGGACAUUACAAAAAAUGUUUAUUGGCAGUGGUACAGACGUAAAAUAAUUUUCAAACGGUCAUAUAUGGAUUUUAUUUCGUUGCAUUUAUCGUUCACCUUUUUCCAAAUAUGUAUGUAUGUAAAUGUCCAGCUGUCUUUUCUUUCAAUUUUUUAACAGUUAUGCCAAUAAUGCAGUUUAUGUGCUUUAAAGUAUCUAAAGAAUGUAAAUGAAUUCUAUUUUUAUAUACAGAGUUAUACGAAAAUAUUUUGAGAAAAAGAUAUAUAUAUAUAUAUAUAUAUAUAUAUAUAUAUAUAUACACACAUACACACACACACACACACACACGCACACGCACGCACACACACACACACACACACAAUAAAAGUAUUUAAUUCAGUGGUUUAAUAAAGCUACUGACAUUUGUACACAGAAUCACUGACAUACAUGUAUAUUGAUAAAUACUAUGAAUUUUAAACUGUCACACAAUAUUUUUCAUAAAAAUAGCGAUUUUGUAAAAGUAAAUAGCUGCAUAAACACAUUAAUUACCUUAAUCUGAAAAAUAUCGUCAAUUAAUCAGCAUUGAAUUUUUAUUUUUUAUUCGUUAAGAUAUUGUAAUUAGUGAUUCUGUGCAAUCAAAUUAUUAAGCGAUUUUAUGAAAGUACUCUCACUAUACAAGUGCACUUGUAUGAGUUGACUAUGGCUUACAUUGAUUGAAUGUUCCUAAAUAUUUUUAAACGCUUCCAUAAAAUGCCAAGAGCAACAGAUGUGCUUUUAAUAGAAUUGUGCCAAUGCAUACAUACAUGGUGCUUUUUAAUGAGAAUCUCAACUUGUACAAAGAAUCUCAUAAGAAUCUACUGGCCUUCUUGUCGUUUAUAAUGAAAAUAUACAUGUACCUUAUAUAUCUAAAGACAUUUUAUAUAUAAAUGAUAUACAUAAAGAUUUUUUUUUUUCACAUGGCAUAAUAUAAUUUACAUAAAAAGUUAAGAAAUAGUUUUAUAUACAAUAUUAUUACAUACGUAUAUAUAUUGCUUCUCAUUGUUUCGAUAUUAUUAUAUUUACUGUACUUAUAUAAAUAAAAAUUUUAACUGAUAUGAAUAAAAUCAGAUCUCAAAGGCA
Messenger RNA from Solenopsis invicta (red fire ant), 2796 nucleotides. RefSeq names its product annexin B11. Lineage: Eukaryota; Metazoa; Arthropoda; Insecta; Hymenoptera; Formicidae. The coding region runs from base 183 to 1742 and encodes 519 amino acids. The record is from RefSeq and is a predicted model, not a curated record. Gene Ontology annotation, molecular function: calcium ion binding; calcium-dependent phospholipid binding. The transcript has 9 exons. Gene Ontology annotation, cellular component: cytoplasm.